Messenger RNA from Lactuca sativa (garden lettuce), 627 nucleotides. Its product is annotated as protein disulfide-isomerase-like. Gene Ontology annotation, molecular function: protein disulfide isomerase activity. The record is from RefSeq and is a predicted model, not a curated record. Gene Ontology annotation, biological process: response to endoplasmic reticulum stress; protein folding. NCBI's taxonomy places the organism in Eukaryota, Viridiplantae, Streptophyta, Magnoliopsida, Asterales, Asteraceae. Gene Ontology annotation, cellular component: endoplasmic reticulum.
AUGGAUAUUAGCACAAAUGUUGUAGCAUCCCAAAAUCAGGUAGGUAUUUUCCCCAAAUUUUUAGGGGAAGAAUAUGAUAAUUUCAUGAUUCUUGCUGAAAAGUUACGAUCUGACUAUGAUUUUGGCCAUAUUACAAAUUCGGAGCUCAUUCCUCAUGGGGAAUCAUCGAUUACAAAGCCAUCUCUUAGAUUGUUAAAGCCUUUCGAUGAACUUUUUGUUGAUUCCAAGGAAUUCAAAGUUGAUGCUAUGGAGAAGUUCAUUGAAGCAGCUAGCACUCCUCUUGUGACUCUUUUUGACCAAAGCCCAGAAUACAUAGUAUUUUUAAGCAAAUACUUUGAAAGGGAAGAAGCAAAGGUGAUGUUUUUGGUGGAUUAUACUCAUGAUGAAAUUGGCAAUUUCAAGAAAAUAUGCCAUGAAGUUGCUGGAUUGUACAAAGGGAAAGGACUAUAUUUCCUCAUUGGUAAUGUUCCUGAUAGUCAAGGUGUCUUUCAGUACUUUGGAGUUAAAGAAGAUCAAUCACCUGUCCUCAUUCUACAAGACACCAAAGAUGUGAAUUAUGUCAAGCUAAACGUGGAAGUUUCUCAGAUUGUUCCUUGGUUGAUGGACUACACAGAAGGUAUUAGAUGA